Molecule: messenger RNA, 1194 nt
Organism: Somion occarium
Lineage: Eukaryota; Fungi; Basidiomycota; Agaricomycetes; Polyporales; Cerrenaceae
Source: the annotation of a GenBank genome assembly
AGCGCUUAGUGACCAGUUGCUUCGCCUUGGACGUUCACUCAGCAGGAUUGCUGCCGUACUAAACCGCGUACUUUGAACUGAAUUUCGCAUAACAAUGGCUCGUAAUGAGGAAAAGGCACAGUCUAUGCUCUAUCGCUUUCGCGAGGCCCAAGCCGCAGAGCUGGGUCUCGGUACGCGGAGCGAUCGACGUCCCCGAAUGGCUAGCACUUGUAAAAGCCUGAGGGAUUGUGAAAGAUGGCGAGGCGAGAUCUUACGAGAGAUCAGUCGGAAAGUGUCCAAGAUUCAAGAUGCUGGUUUGACGGAUUACGAAGUGCGAGACCUGAAUGAUGAGAUCAACAAGCUCAUGCGGGAAAAGAGACAUUGGGAGAAUCAGAUUGUCGCGCUUGGGGGUGCGAACUAUCGUCGGAAUGUUGCCAUGUUGGAUGCAGACGGAAAGGAGGUGCCGGGUACAAAGAACUACAAGUACUUCGGUCGAGCGAAAGACCUACCGGGUGUCCGAGAAAUGUUCCAGAGCAAAAAGAAGGAAGAGGAGGAAGAAGACCAAGUACAAAACUUCUACAAGAAGUUCACCAGUCAGGGGCCUUCGUAUUUCGGGGAUGUGGAUGAGAAUGAUGGCUCACUACUAGAGUUUGAACGGGAAGCGGAGGAAGAAGAGUGGCAAGAUGCCUACCAACACCUACAAUCAUCCCUUGGCCUAUCGGAGGACGGACCGAUACCUAAAAUGCCUCGUCCAGCCCCACAACCUCUUGUCGCACUUUCACAAACCAACGGCCCUGCUCCUCCAACGUCAGCAGAUGCCAAACGGAAGGCACCAGAUGGUGAUGUGGAAGUGCCAAUUCAAAAUGGUGAUACCACAACAGAUUCGUCCAAGCGUCCAAGGACCGAUGGUGCCGGUACUCAUCCAGCAGCCAAUGGAAACGUACCAGUAGAGGCGGCGGUAGAGGCGGAGAAGAUGCAUGCGCGGGCAGUUGCUGCGUAUAUACCUUUCCUCAGUCCUGACAAUCUCAUGCCUCCCAAGAUGCCCACAAGGGACGAGAUGGAGAAGUAUAUCUUGGAUUUACGGAAGAAGGCACUUGUGGAGGAGUAUUUUGGGGACGAGCAGGCGUCGUAGUGUGUUUACUGUGUUAUCUCUUGUUGUAUCUUGUACUAUCACUCAUUUAUUUGAAUCUGCUUUUAUCAACGUCAACUGACGGU